This is a messenger RNA of Trypanosoma grayi, 726 nucleotides long. RefSeq lists its product as hypothetical. The record is from RefSeq and is a predicted model, not a curated record. Lineage: Eukaryota; Euglenozoa; Kinetoplastea; Trypanosomatida; Trypanosomatidae. The transcript has a single exon. Bases 1 to 726 code for a protein of 241 amino acids.
AUGUCCGGCCUGGCGAGAGGCACUCAAGCUGUGAAUGAGCUCCAAGUGUUUCUUCGAGCUAUUAGUGAGGCACAGCGGCGCUGGGCGAAACGCAUUGCCGCCCAGGAGGCCAAGGUACGCCGUUUUAUGAUUCUAGAAGACAAUUGUCGGAAGAAACUUCGCAAGAGUGUGCUUCGCUCCACCAACGAGCAGCUGAAAUACCUGGUAAGCACAGAUCCGCUGGGCAGCAUGGAGGUGAAGCUGCCUCCCCGCAGCGCAUUCGGUGCCUUUCACAUUCCUAUGGAGCAGGUGAACGGGUUUUCCGUCUUUGCCAUGGCGCGGCUCCAUGCUUCACCAGCGUCGUUGUCAGGUGCCUCACAGAUGGCCGUCAUCGCUGACCUCCUCGCCGCGUGGGAGAUGCUGCCUCCCUCCAAGAAGGAACAAUUUGAGGCGUAUGUGGAGAGCUUGAAGUGCGGGAACACCAUUGAACAUAGCACCAGCAGCGGUGAUUGCCUGCAGACAUCCGAAGCGUCCCGCAAGAAGGAUGAUAUUGUGGGGGACGGUGAGGGCGGCACCAAGGAUGCUAUUGCGUGGGAAGCCCACGCGUACAGCAACUUCAUCUGCAAGGGCAAACGACAAUUGGAGGCAUCAAUUGGCACCGUUGACGAGCAUGAUUGGCUGGCGAUUGCGCCGAAGGAGUGGGCCAGUCUUACCCUGCGGCAGAAAAGGUGCUACCUGCCGGAAUAA